Messenger RNA from Olea europaea var. sylvestris, 1058 nucleotides. RefSeq names its product TATA-binding protein 2-like. Lineage: Eukaryota; Viridiplantae; Streptophyta; Magnoliopsida; Lamiales; Oleaceae. Gene Ontology annotation, molecular function: DNA binding; RNA polymerase II general transcription initiation factor activity. The record is from RefSeq and is a predicted model, not a curated record. Gene Ontology annotation, biological process: DNA-templated transcription initiation. The transcript is spliced from 8 exons. The coding region runs from base 202 to 639 and encodes 145 amino acids.
CUAUACGAAUGUAACUGUCUCAUUCUAGAAGUUCAGUGUGUAUCUUAGAACUUUAUUCUUCUAUGUGGAUACUAAUAGAGUGCGAUUUCAAACAGGAAUAUUGUGUCAACGGUUAAUUUGGAUUGCAAAUUGGAUCUAAAAGCUAUUGCAUUGCAAGCUCGCAAUGCAGAAUACAAUCCCAAGCGUUUCGCUGCAGUGAUUAUGAGGAUUAGAGAACCAAAAACAACAGCCCUAAUAUUUGCUUCUGGAAAGAUGGUUUGUACUGGAGCCAAGAGUGAACAACACUCAAAAUUGGCUGCACGGAAGUUUUCAUGUUAUUUGCAGUAUGCUAGAAUUAUUCAAAAGCUCGGUUUCCAAGCAAAAUUUAAGGAUUUCAAGAUUCAGAACAUAGUUGGUUCCUGUGAUGUUAAAUUUCCUAUUCGACUUGAAGGCCUCGCAUAUGCUCAUGGUGCCUUUUCAAGUUACGAACCUGAAUUGUUCCCUGGAUUAAUCUAUCGGAUGAAACAACCAAAGAUUGUGCUGCUUAUUUUUGUCUCUGGAAAGAUUGUUCUCACUGGAGCCAAGAUCAGAGAUGAGACAUAUGCUGCCUUUGAGAACAUAUACCCCGUUCUCACUGAGUUUCAGAAGGUUCAGCAAUGAUCUAUGAAAAGAUUAGCACCGUCUCUGAAGGAUUCUUGAAGAGCACCGGCACUGCCUCUCGUUUAACUGUAGAUAUUUGUGGGAUUAAACAUCUAUCCUCGUGGAAGCUUACAUAAGAUAUGACAAUGAUAAUAUGGUUGAAGGGUUCUCUUUUCUCCCCCUACCUUUGCAUUGAUGUGUUUGGGGGGGGGGGGGGGUGUUGAGGCAAAAAUUCGGUUAGAAAAGUCAAUAAAUUUGAGUGGUAUACUUAGCUUAUUUUUGGUUAGAAAAUUCAAUAAAUUUGAGUGGAAUACGUCAGCUUGCGCAACCUAGAUAUUUUUGAACAAAUACUGUUUUAAUUACAUUGGUUGAUUGACCUAGUCAUUUGAUGAAUAUGAAAGUGGAUGCAAUCUGGAGUUCUGGUUGCUUAAGAUUGCACA